AUGGAGGCGAUGGGGAAGCAGCAGAGGGAGGAGGUGCUCCUCCGCGCCGCCUCCGACGGCAACCUCCGACUCCUCAAGAAGAUGGCGCGCUGGAUGGGGUCAGGGGGCCAAGGCGAGGCCGCCGUACUUGCGGCGGUGGAGGACGGCGAAGGGGGUCGCCCGCUGCACCUGGCGGCCGGGGCGGGCCGGGUCGAGGUCUGCAGGUACCUCGUCGAGGACCUCCGCCUCGAUGUCAAUCAACUCAACUGUCAAGGUCACACGCCACUGUACCUUUCUGCCUAUUUUGGGAGAGCUGCUGCUGCAACAUAUCUUCUUGAUCAUGGUGCCGAUCCACUAGCUAGCAAACUACGGUCACCUCUUUAUGGCGCUGCAAUGCAAGGGCAUUGUGAAAUGUUAGAAAUGCUGCUUUCAAGAGGACUCGAUGUGGAUUUAAAUUCUGUACAAGGGACGGCAUUGCAUGCAGCUGCUUGUUAUAAACAACAUGGCAUGAUGAAGAUUUUGUUGGAGCACCAUGCCGAUCCUAACAAGGUUUGCUAUCUUAAUAAUACCCCGUUGAGUUUGGCCAUGCGGCAGCGGGACAUGUCUACAGAGUUGUUGGAAUGUGCCAAGCUACUCAUAAAGGCUGGUGCUGAUGUGAAUUUUAUUGACCUUGAUGGUGAUAGUUACGUGACAGUGGCAGCGAAGUUCGGCUAUCCUGGCAUCAUGAAGUGCUUAUUAGAUGCUGGUGCUAACCCCGAUAUUCCAGAUGAAUAUGGUAGAACACCAGUUGAAUUUGCUGCCUCUAACGGCAGUAGGGAUAUGGUUGAAAUGUUAUUCCCUUUAACUUCUCCUAUUUCAACGCUGCCGGACUGGAGUAUUGAUGGAAUCAUUUCUCAUGUGAAACACUAUGGUUUGAAGCCGAGGGAUAAACAAAAGUGUGCGAAGAGAAGAACUGAACUGAAACAGAAAGCUUUAAAGGCUUUUAAGGAAGAGGAAUAUUUUAUAGCAGCACUGCUGUAUAGUUGUGCAAUAACACUUGACCCGAGUCCAGAUGAAUAUGCAACCCUAUUGGCAAAUAGGAGUCUCUGCUGUUUGCGCACCAAGAACGGAAGAGCUGCUCUCCCUGAUGCUACCAUGUGCAGAAGGGUGCGACCUUUUUGGCCAAAAGCCUGCUAUCGAGAAGGGUCAGCUUUUAUGUUAUUGAAGGACUAUGAGAAAGCAUGCAAGGCUUUUGCGGAUGGCUUGAAGCUUGACCCUACAAAUGGUGAUCUUGCAAAUGCUUUAAGGGAAGCCCAAGAAGCUGCGAAGGAUGCUCGUCGCCCUGAAAAUUGA
Molecule: messenger RNA, 1311 nt
Organism: Triticum turgidum subsp. durum (durum wheat)
Lineage: Eukaryota; Viridiplantae; Streptophyta; Magnoliopsida; Poales; Poaceae
Source: the annotation of a GenBank genome assembly